This is a messenger RNA of Ilex paraguariensis (yerba mate), 559 nucleotides long. Lineage: Eukaryota; Viridiplantae; Streptophyta; Magnoliopsida; Aquifoliales; Aquifoliaceae. The record is from the annotation of a GenBank genome assembly.
GAAGUUGACUUUUACACUAGAGAGUGUUGGAUCAAUAUCAUGCACAUUGGAGGAGGAUUUUACCUGUUUUAGUCUUCAUUUUCAUCCUGUUGAUAGGUUAAAGCCAACUCUUGUUGGCCUUUCUAUUCUUCAUCAGACUAUUUCUAGUUAUGGGUGGUGCUGGUUUGCUGCUGUAGUGGUCUUGGUUGGCAGGAAUGGUGAUUUCACUCGAACAGGCUGUUUGCUGUUGUUGCUGCCUCCAUAUAAGCUCUUCCUUUUGGUUCUUACUAAUGUUUCUUGGCUGUUGUUUCUAUGCUGCUUAUCAGCUGCUGCUCCCUCAGCUGAUCUCUGUCUGCUGCUAAUGGUUUUGCGGUUGUCAGUUGGUACUGCUGGAUGUGUUGUGGAUCCUUUUAGCUGGCUUCUGUUGGAUGCUUUCUUCCUUGGUUCUGCUGGUUUUGUUGACCUUUCAGCUGGUUCUAAUUUUUUCCAACUGUAUUUUCAGCUGAAUUUUAGACAACUCUUUUCUCUAGAUGGCUGCUGGGCCCUCUCUACUCUAUGGAGAAUUUUCUCUAUUUUUUAG